UACGGUUCCGGAGCUUUAUAACGUCGAAUCAAAUAAACGGCGGGAUGGAUCAGUCGAAGUCUGAGCAGGGAGGGGCCCCUAAGCCCGCCGCCACUCCGGAAAGGAGCAUCAUCAGCGGAGACAACCUCCAGUUCGGGAAGAUGCGGCGCCACGCCCGCUUGUCCCAGUCGGAGAACCAGACUUCGGGGCCCGAGGAGGAGUACUUGGGCUCCUCGGCGGAGGCCGGCGGCUCCUACGGAAGAAGCCCCGGCGUCCACGCCAAGAUCUUCAAGCCGCAUUCGUCCUCCCCGAGGAGCCCCAGGGGCCACUGGGCCAAGCGCCCCCAGCAGGACUCCGCCCAGAUCCCCACGGUCAAGUCGUCCGGCACUCCCCACCGGCGCUACAGCAGGGGGCGCUACCGCACCUCGUCCGAGACGGAGAAGGGAGCCAGAGGCGCCAGGGAGCCCAAGUUUCGGAGGAAGGGCCUCUCUGAGAGCGACGACAGUGCCAACAUGAGUGGACUUCAGUGCCUCGCUGCCGAGAAGGUCUGGUUCGACAAGCACCGCUUCGAUGAGGCGGAGAGGAAGUUCUACGAGGCUGCCAAUGGACCCGUCCCGAAGCAGCAACAGGUGAAAAGUGGCGCGCACCAGCAGGCCAAAGGGCGCCCGCACAAGCGCCAGCACCGAAACUCUUCCUCACAUUCAGGAGAGCAGGAGCUGAAUGCCCGCAUGAAGAGCCUGGAGGUGGAGAACCAAACUUUGCACAAAGUGGUGGGCGAUAUGAGGGCCGCCCUGCAGAAGCUUGAGUCCAGAGUGGCCCAGCUGGAGAAGAACCCCGUGCCCCCCGCAGUCAAGGCCGCUCCCGUCCAAGCUGCUCCUGCCAAACAGGCGGAGGAAAAUGGGGACGACGACGACGACGACGACGUGGACUUGUUCGGCAGCGACGACGACGACGACGAGGCGGCCCGUCUUAAGCAAGAGCGCGUGAAAGCGUACGCCGCCAAGAAAGCCACAAAGCCCACCCUGAUCGCCAAGUCGUCCAUUUUGUUGGACGUCAAACCCUGGGACGACGAGACGGACAUGACCAAACUGGAGGACUGCGUGCGCUCGGUGCAGAUGGACGGCCUCCUGUGGGGAGCGUCCAAGCUGGUCCCGGUGGGCUACGGCAUCAAGAAGCUGCAGAUCAACUGCGUGGUGGAGGAUGACAAAGUGGGCACUGACAUCUUGGAGGAGGAGCUCACCAAGUUUGAGGACUUUGUCCAGAGUGUCGACGUGGCUGCCUUCAAUAAGAUCUGAACAAAGUGCUGCUGUUUGAUGGUUCAUUAAAAUGUAAAAACUCAA
Phyllopteryx taeniolatus (common seadragon) is the source of this 1319-nucleotide messenger RNA. Its product is annotated as elongation factor 1-delta-like. Gene Ontology annotation, cellular component: eukaryotic translation elongation factor 1 complex; cytosol. Gene Ontology annotation, biological process: translational elongation. The transcript has 9 exons. NCBI's taxonomy places the organism in Eukaryota, Metazoa, Chordata, Actinopteri, Syngnathiformes, Syngnathidae. Gene Ontology annotation, molecular function: guanyl-nucleotide exchange factor activity; translation elongation factor activity. Bases 45 to 1274 code for a protein of 409 amino acids. The record is from RefSeq and is a predicted model, not a curated record.